Molecule: messenger RNA, 1335 nt
Organism: Ogataea haglerorum
Lineage: Eukaryota; Fungi; Ascomycota; Pichiomycetes; Pichiales; Pichiaceae
Exons: 1
Coding region: 1-1335 (444 amino acids)
Source: RefSeq, a predicted model, not a curated record
AUGUUGAUCUGGUUCUUUUUGGCGUCCUUCGGGUCUGCCUUGGAGCAGGCGCUAUGCUCCAAGGAAAACACAGGAUCGGUGACUACUAAUAAUGUCUGGAUGUCAAAUGGACUCUGUUCCAACUUUUGUAGCCAAUACCGCUACGGCAUUGUCCAAGGAGAAAACUGCUGGUGCUCGAACACGGCGCCAGAUGACACCAGCGACUUAGGCAAUUGCGAUACUACGUGUCCCGGCUACGGAUACGAGAAGUGUGGGGGAGAUGGCUAUUACGGAUAUAUCAGCCUGUCUGGCAAUUCUGAUGGCUCGGAAUCUUCCAGCUCCUCGGUCGACCAAUCAAGCACUGCUGAUGAUAGCACUUCAAGCUCGACCGCCAACAGUGAAUCGUCCUCCUCCUCCGAAACAAGUUCAAGUGAAACACCGUCCUCGGAAUACACAUAUGCGGGCGCUAAUUCUCAGGUAUCCUCGUCUGAAAUGGAAGAGGUCUCCACCACCACGGGCUCGUCGUCAUCGUCAACAUCCGAUACUUCCUCCUCCUCGUCCUCCUCGUCUUCCACUUCCCUAUCAUCCUCUUCGGCUACCUCGUCCUCGUCGCCUAUCGCCACGACCUCUUCAUCGUCUGCGUCGUCCUCGUCGACUUCUAUAUCGUCGGAGUCGUCCUCGCCGGCCUCUAUAUCGUCGUCUCCUGACUCAACAUCCACCUCGUCGUCUUUAUCACCACCGCUUGCGAUCUCCACAUCGUCGUUUCUCAGCGCUGCGCCAGGAUCGGGUAUCUCUACAGCGCUAGUAACCACGAUGAUCAAGACAACCAUCACCUACACACCAGCACCGUCAGCAACCGAGAUCAACAAAAGCUCGCCGUCCAGCGCGGCUACUGACUCUCACAAACAUAGCUCGUCUUUUUUCGAUCACAAAGGAAGAGUCGCCGCAGUAUUUUCGGUGGUGGGCAUCGUAUCGCUCGCUCUGAUACUGUUACUGAUAUUCAUUCUCAGAAAAACGUAUUUGAACAAGCAUAAGGGACCAAUUGCCAUUGAAUCAGACACAGAUAGCUUUGAAAAGCCCGUCAUCAUCGGCACGUUGCCAAACAACCCAACGCCCACGGGUCCGCCGGCGUCUGGGUCCGCCAAAAAGGCCUCUGUGUUCUCCCUGCACCGCAAAUCUCACUCGGUCCCUACCGCUGUCCAACGGCCACCCCCACUCUCAGAUAUGGUGAUGGUUGACCAGAGACUGGACCCCCACAGCGAACUUUACAAUAAUAGUAAUCACUCUACUCGAAGCCUUAGUGAUCAGGUCGAUUACAGCCGGAAAGUGCUUCGGGUAGCCAACCCUGACGCCUGA